Micropterus dolomieu (smallmouth bass) is the source of this 2845-nucleotide messenger RNA. RefSeq names its product Rho GTPase activating protein 1 (gene arhgap1). Gene Ontology annotation, biological process: small GTPase-mediated signal transduction; negative regulation of endocytic recycling. Gene Ontology annotation, cellular component: cytoplasm. The transcript has 14 exons. The record is from RefSeq and is a predicted model, not a curated record. Gene Ontology annotation, molecular function: GTPase activator activity. The coding region runs from base 226 to 1515 and encodes 429 amino acids. Lineage: Eukaryota; Metazoa; Chordata; Actinopteri; Centrarchiformes; Centrarchidae.
AAGAGGUGUUAACGCAGAUUGUUGCUGUCAACAGCGCUGAAGUCUACGGCGACAACAGACGCCACAAAGCCCGUCGGGUGACUCUACAGACGCAUCUGCACAAAUACGGACGCUGGCUGCUGCUCUGUGGAAGUCUGCGUGUGUGUGUAUGUGGGUGUCCGAGACAUCAUUGUGCUAGUUUGUGUGAGUGUGUGCGUGUAGCGCCGUUCCUGCCGUGUGUGUGUGAUGUCUUCGGAGCUGCUGGUGGAUUUGGGUGAAGAGCCUGCGACGGCACAGUUGGAGCAGCUGAAGCUGGCCACGAUAGAGGACCAGCAGUGGCCCGCUGAUGAGACUACACUCUGCAAGUCAGAGACAGACCUCUCCCAGCGCUUCGACGCUGACUCUCCCCACCUGCCCUGGGACCAUCCCUUCUAUGACAUUGCCAGGCACCAGAUUAUUGAAGUGGCAGGUGAUGAUAACUUUGGCAGGAAGGUGAUCGUGUUUAAUGCCUGCAGGAUGCCUCCACACCACCAGCUGGACCAUCACAAGCUUCUGAUGUACCUUAAAGGAACACUGGAUCAGUAUGUGGAAAGUGACUACACUCUGAUCUAUUUCCAUCACGGGCUGACCAGUGAAAACAAACCAUCUCUCAGCUGGCUACGAGACGCGUACAGGGAGUUUGACAGAAAGUACAAGAAGAACAUCAAGGCUCUGUAUAUCGUCCACCCCACCAUGUUCAUCAAGACUCUGCUGAUCCUUUUCAAACCGAUCAUCAGUUUUAAGUUUGGCAGGAAGAUCAACUACGUGAGCUAUCUGAGUGAACUGGAGGACGUGGUGAAGUGUGAGCAACUCAUCAUUCCUGCCCGUGUCAAAGAGUAUGACAACAAGCUGAGAGCGUCAAUAAAGCCGACUGCCCAGCCUCCCACGUCUCCUCUUCACAGCCCUCCGCUCCCGGGCCAGGUGUUUGGGGUGCCGCUCAAACUGCUCAGACAGAGGAGUGACGGUGAUUCAGUUCCUGUGGUGAUGAGGGACACCAUUACCUUCCUGUUAGAGCAAGGUUUGGAGAUCGAGGGGAUUUUCAGACGGUCUGCCAAUGUGACUCUGGUGAAGGACGUCCAGCUCAGAUACAACUCAGGUGAGACGGUGAAUUUCAGAGAGCUGGAAGACGUCCACUUGGCCGCUGUGAUUCUGAAGACGUUCCUGAGGGAACUACCUGAGCCUCUGCUGACCUACCAGCUCUACAAUGACAUUGUCAACUUCACCUCUGUAUCCGGUGACGGCCAGGCGGAAGUCAUGAAGGCACUGGUAGAGUCGCUGCCAGAGGAAAACUACGAUUCACUGCGAUACCUCAUCACAUUCCUGGCACAGGUAUCUGCCAACAGUGAUGUGAAUAAGAUGACCAACAGUAACCUGGCUGUGGUGUUUGGUCCGAACUUGCUCUGGGGGCGGGACAACGCCAUGUCACUCAGCGCCAUUGGGCCAAUCAACAACUUCACCAGAAUCUUGCUGGACCAGCAGCAUCUGGUCUUUACCUAAAUCCCGCCUUUCUCUUCCAGUCAGAAACACCACUGAGACCCCCCCCCCCCCCUUCCCUUACAGCAUUUAGUCCUAGCUCCACCUGCUCCUGGCCUAUCAGGAGCUUCAUCAGGGUACUUCUCCGCCUACAGCACUUAGACAAGACCAUUUCAUCUGCUUUUCCAUUAAAAUUCCAUGCACUUUAAAAAGCUCCUGUGGACCAACUGCAUUUCAUUUAGUCUCCCCUUCAGUCUUUACAUCCUGAUUGGCCCAUCAGGCGUGUCUUGCUGUUACGUAAAGUGGUCUGGACUGCUGCUAGCUUCUGGCCAUGUGACUCCAGGCAUGACGCAGAUGUGGAGGGAGAUGGUACAUACAUUUGACAGGAGCCAAACACCUCUCUAUAAACAAGUUCUAGCACAAAAUCCCACACAAAGUUCACACUGGGUCACUUUGACCUGACUGUGGAGACCAAAGGCGCAGAUUUAACCCCUGUAGAUGGAGGCAGUGUCAAAGCCUUGCCUUUUAUCCAGUCAACAGAGCUACCUGACACAUACUAAUAGUCUAGUAGUAGUUAUAAACAAAAUAAACAGUUGAAAGGUCCACUCCCCAAUUUUGUUAAAGCAUUUUUUUUGUGCCACCAAAUUCUAUGGUUCUCUCACGCUGACGAUAUAUGUUGCCAAACUGUCAAACUUUGCCAAAACUUUGUCUUGAAGCUGAGUAAACCGAACGACAUAUUGACAUAUUCCCACUUAUCGACCAGUACUUUGGGUUUCAUGUCAUGUCUGCGCCACUCAGCUUCUCCCCAUCAGAAAACACAACAGACUGAAUACUGAAGUGAAAUGAAACAACACUUCAGUGCUCUAUAACGUGCCGUAACGUAACCAGGGAGUGAAUCUUUCAGGACGUUAAUAUUUAAUUAAUCACGUUGGUCCCAGUGUAAAAGCAGGGUUAGUCUCACACCUGCCAUUCUGUCACAUAAUACAUUUCUGACUCCUCCACCAUCCCAUCGCACCCAUCCAACCCUUCAAAACUCCAGUCCUAACUGCAUGUGUUUAUAUCUGUAUUUAAGUGUGUCUCAGGCCCCACCUGAACACAGUCUGGCUGUCAUCUUUUAUCUCAAUAGAGAGAUUAAUAGCAGUUAGAUGUCCGCAGUCUUUCUCUGUAUAUCUGUGCUGUGCUGUAGUCUCUCUGCUGUUUUCUAUGUUGUGCCAAAAAAAAGAAAAGAAAAAUGACCUCCAGCUUUCACAGAAAGACCCAGAGAGAGCAGGGUGAUAUUGAAAAAAAAAACAACAACUACAGAUAAGGCAGCAGCGCAUUUACCAAACGUCCCCAAACUAAAGCGAGGAGUGAU